UUUAAGAUCAAGUCUGAAUUUUUAUUUCACACUCAGUUUAUUAAUAUUUUGACAAUUUUAAGGAUGUUAUUUUAUGCUCAUAAAUAUUAUACAUUUUAAUAUUAUCCUUAUUCAAUAAAGUUGGUUUUACAAGAACCCAUAAAGUUGAUGUCAAAGUGGUAAAGGGUGAGAUUUGAGAUGCAAGGAUUCAAUGAAGGGUAUUCUUAGCUCUUAAUUUUUUUAUUUUUUAUUUUUGGAAUUAAUUGGUUGUAGUUUUAGUAAGUCUAAUCGUGGAAAUAAUUAAUAAAUGAUUUUUUUUUGUGCCUUUCUUUUUUAAUUUCUAAUCCAAUUUUAUGUUAAAAAGUUUAAAUCUUAUUAGAUUAAACACAAUACAUAUUUUCUUUCUUUCUUACAAGUCCUCUAAAUUUGAUUCAGAUAAUAUAUUUUUAAUAUAAUAAUAUGAUGUAAGAAAUAUGAAUAGUAAUAUAAUAGUGCCUUAAUCUAAUCUAAUAAUAAGUUGAGACCACUUAAACUUCCUCGCCAAAUUAAAAGACAAAAAAAUUGUGAUGACACUAAACAAUUAAAAAAAUAUAAUUGUAAAUAUUUUCUUUAUUUUUGUUAAUAUAUAGAUAGACAAACCUAAUUUAAGAAAUUAAUAACUAAUAAUACACAUAUCUCGGAUUUUCCAAAAUAGAAGCUUAAAUAAGAAACUUCUACUCGAAAAUAUUACCAAAAAAAAAAAAAAAGAUCAAACUUUCCACAAGUGCUAAAAUCUUUCCAAUUUUGAAUCACUUGCCAUUAAAUUGUCUCAUUUAAUUCGUUCCAAUCCUCUAUUAACGAGGAUUCUCUUCUUGCCUUGCUCAAACCACAGAGCAAGCCCUAUAAAAUCAUGCACAGGCCCACCCAGGCCAUGACUCCCUCCGCUGAAUCUUCUGAAAAAAUUAUACAAAAGAGAUCAUCUAAAACGAAGAGACCAUAGUUAUGGCUUCAAAAGAAACCCAGAAAUGGAGUCGGGAAGAGAACAAAAUAUUUGAGAUGAACUACGAGCAUCUCAUGAAAGAAGAGUGGGAAAGGGUCGCUUUGCUGCUUCCUAACAAAACUGUGGAUGAUAUCAAGUUGCACUAUAAGUACUUGUUGGAGGAUAUUGAGCUGAUCGAGUCUGGACUGGUUCCUCUUCCCAGUUAUGCUGAUGAUAAUGACGAUAAUUAUGAUGAUGAUGAUAAUGACGACUGCAAGGAGAUACUGAAGCAGGAAGAUGGUAAUGGCGGUAGAAUAAAUGUCCGAGAAUCCCAGUGAAGAUCGAGAAGAACCUUCAUCUUCUUGCUUUAACAAAGUUUGAGUAAUGAACUGAAAUUAGAACUACUGGCAUGAAGUUACUAACUAAUAUACUGGGGUUAUCAGAGAAGAAAUUAGUGCUUGUUCUUUUGUUUUUUCUUUUUUGGUUUGUUUCUUUUAUUUUUUAUUCUUGUUCUUGUUUUUAAUUGCUUGAUUUAUGUAGUGAGAGAAAGUCACUCGAAUUUAAAUUUUAUUAUUCUAAUAAAAACAUGAGUCAAAUUUCAGUUAAUAUUCACUCUUUAAUUGAAGUCAAAUUCCAGUUAAUAUUAUUCUUUAGUUGAUAUUUUUAUCGCUAUUAUAUUUAAUCACAAUCCACGGCUCGUCGUAAAAGCGAAAAUUUACCCGGUAUAGAAAAGAUGACUCAAACUUAAAAUUUAUCAUUCUCAAGAAUAAAAGUUCAUGCCAUUUGAGCUAAGGUAUUGUUUGGCUUGAGGAAUUUUAAAAUCUAUGAAUUUUUAAAAUUUUAUCGAUAAGAUAAAUUUUUGAGGAUAAUAUUAGAAAAAAAAUUAUGAUAACCUAUCAUUCUUUUAAAAUGGUAGAUUUUAGACUUUUUCAUCUUCUAAGUGGAAAAUUAAAAUCCUAAAAAAACAAGUAAUUUUAACAGACGAGUGAUUUUUUAAAAUCUAUGAAUUUAGACUAGUUUUUUUUUUUUAUUUACGAACGAUAAAUUUAAACUAAAUUCAUGAAUUUUAUAAAAUUUUCUGUAUGAAAUCCAUCAAUCCAAACCAUUCUAAAUCUUUUAUGUGUAGAGAAAGAAAUUUGAUAUUUAGUAUUGGAUGCAAUUAGAAAGAAAGAUACUCACAUUAUUAGUAGUUCAAUUCUAUGUGUAGUUUUUUUUUUUUAUGUGUUUAUAUAGAAUUUGUCGGGAAGUAUGCAAUUUAAUUUUAAGAA
Ricinus communis (castor bean) is the source of this 2205-nucleotide messenger RNA. Its product is annotated as transcription factor RADIALIS-like. Gene Ontology annotation, molecular function: DNA-binding transcription factor activity. The record is from RefSeq and is a predicted model, not a curated record. The transcript has a single exon. The coding region runs from base 961 to 1275 and encodes 104 amino acids. NCBI's taxonomy places the organism in Eukaryota, Viridiplantae, Streptophyta, Magnoliopsida, Malpighiales, Euphorbiaceae.